This is a messenger RNA of Centruroides sculpturatus (bark scorpion), 2810 nucleotides long. RefSeq names its product protein toll-like. The record is from RefSeq and is a predicted model, not a curated record. The transcript has a single exon. Bases 90 to 2810 code for a protein of 906 amino acids. Gene Ontology annotation, molecular function: protein binding. NCBI's taxonomy places the organism in Eukaryota, Metazoa, Arthropoda, Arachnida, Scorpiones, Buthidae.
UCGACAACGGAACAACAAAUGCUAGUGUAAAGCGCAAACACUCCCGUCUCACUUAAAAUAGAAGAAACGACAAGACCGUGAUCAGUAAAAUGAGGUUGGUAAUCAUUUUUCCAUUUUUAUUAUCUCUAGUAAAUUGCUGCCAACAUUUCUGGAAUCAAUGGGGAAACUUCUCUUGUAAGGCACCAAUAUACAAAUGUAGAGGAAAUACAUUUUAUAUUAUGAACGGUACAGAAAUGAUAUUUCGUUGGAGUCAUACGAAUAUUAAUUCUUGUAUAUCGAAUGCUGAUAGGUGCCAUAUAUCCAAUAAGCAUUCGUUUGUGGAAAUCUUCAACAAUACGUUAUCUGUCACUUGCAGCGACGAAGAAACUAUCGAUUUUCGUGUGAUUCGUUGUUUAAAUGUUAAACACGUUAAAAAUUUAAAAUUUAUCGAUUGUUACUUUUCGAAAUUUGCAUUCGAAAAAUUCGCUUCGAAUUAUGCCAUCGAAAUAAUCGUCAUAAAAUACACCUUAAAAUCCAAACGUGAAAGGCUGAAAUUCGAAGGUGGAAGGUUGAAACUCGAAAGUGAAAGGUUGAAUUUCGAAAGUGCAUCAUUUAUUAAUAUGUCGUCUCUGAAACACUUAGCAAUUAAAAAUGUAAGAACUUUCGACAUAUUAAAUUUGAGUUUUGACGGCGAUUCUUCUUUGAUUUCCUUGAAAAUUACGGAUUAUAAUUUUACGUCGUUUCUGUACAGACCAUUCCAACAAUUGAAAAAUCUUUCUGAAUUACAAUUGAACGAUGGUAAAUUAAAGUCUUUGCCAGAAGAACUGUUUCAUGGUCUUUAUAAUUUGAAAACCCUGGAUUUAAUUUACAACCUAAUUGAAUUCGUUCACCCUUUCGUCUUUCGACAUCUCACUUUAUUAGAACAGUUAAAUUUGAGUAAUAACAAAAUACAAAGUUUACCUAAAGAACUCUUUGGUGGACUUGAUAAUCUGAAAUCCCUCGAUUUAAAAAACAACUUUAUUGAAUAUCUUCAUCCUUUAGUCUUUCGACAUCUCACUUUAUUGGAACAGUUAAAUUUGGAACAUAACCUAAUGACAAGUUUUCCUAAUGACUUGAUGAAAGGUCUUUCGAACUUAACAAUAUUUUCUAUUUCUGGAAAAUCCUCUCAUUCUAAAUAUUUAUUUUCGAAGGGACCACACAAUGUAACACACCUGCGCUCUGUAUUACUGAAGGGACUCGACAAUCUGACAGAAUUUCGCGCUUCUUAUUUUCCUUCACUUCGAAUCGAAGAAGAUUUCUUUUCCCAUUCCAUGAACUUAAGAAAGGUUGAUUUCAGUUUCAACGAAUUUUUGCAUCUCCCGUCCAAUCUGCUCAAAAAUAACAAAAAUCUACACAUUUUUCUAUGCAGAUGGAACGAAUUAUCGACAGUACCAAACGGUAUUUUCGAUGGACUUUCUAAGCUGAAACAAAUCAGUUUAUGCGGAAAUCGUCUAGAAAACAUUCCAGAAGAUACUUUCCGAGGUUUGUCGAAUCUAGAAGAAGUGGAUUUAUCAUCUAAUCGCUUGACAUUUUUACCUAAAAAUACUUUUCUUCCAACAAGUAAUUUACGAAUACUCGAUCUUUCUGAAAACAAUUUCAGUAAAAUUUCUUUCGAAUUCAACAAUAAACUCGAACGACUUGAUUUGAAAAAUGCGGGUUUGACGGAAUGGCCGAAUUUAAAUUGGACAAAAUACAAUUUGACUUAUGUUUAUGCUCCAUUUAACCAUUUCGAAACUGUCAAAUUGCCGAUUUACACUCCGAACCGCAUGGAGAUGGAUUUGGAUUACUGUCACAUAAAAACCAUUUACAUAGAUGAAUGGAAAUACGGAUUUAAUAGACCCAGUUAUAAAUUAGUUGAAAAUCCAAUAACUUGCGAUGGGGAACUUUUGCAUUUCAUCAGCACCGUUCAAUCGAAUUUAGAAAUUUCAUUACAAAUUUUUCCGGACGUAAUAUACAAGAAUUGUCACGGAGAAGAAAGAAAAUUGUUGGAGUUUACGCAAUUCUACGCCAUUAGAAGCCAUUGUCCAAUGAACUGCGAAUGCUUCUCGGAAAACGACGAACUGAAGGUCGACUGUAAUGGAAAGGAAAUAGAAAAAAUACCCGAAUUUCUGAUCGAAAAUGCGACAAUCGUCGACUUGAGCAAUAAUUACAUAAGUGAAUUGUCGACUGUAGAUUACCGAACGUGGGGCAAAGUCACUCGUCUGCACCUGAGCAACAAUUCUCUAUUGCAUUUUCCGGAUUGUGCCUUUUUGUCAAACGUAAAAUUUCUUUGGUUAGACGGAAACCGAUUAACCGAAUUGCCUUACGGAUUAAUGAACAUGAUCGACGUUUCUGCUGAAUUCACGGUGUACUUGUCGAGAAACAAUUGGACUUGUGAUUGCCUUUCAAGAUUUACUAAAGACUGGUUGCUUCGAAACAAAAGGAAGAUUGCAGAUUUCUCGGAAAUUUCAUGCGAAAGAAAUUCGUCUGUUUUCUCUUUCACCAGUAUUAUUUCUAAUAAUCAAUGCACACAAAUCCCAGAAGAUAAUUUGAUGUCGACAAAAAAUGUUUCUUGUACAAAAAGUGUUUGUUCUGAAGAGGUUUAUAAUUUUGGAUGGAAAAUCGCAGUUGCUGUGUUUGCUUUUCUACUGUUGUUCAGUUGGAUUAUGUUUGCUUCCUUUGUUUAUUGUCGUAAAAAAGAAAUGUCGAGAAAGUGGCAGAGCCCAAGGAAGAAGAAGCGAUUUAUUACAAUGUUUACAACUGAUAAUUUCUGUCAAUUCGAAUGUAUCGAGUUUAAACGCUUUAAUAAAUAA